GUCAUGUCAAGUCAAGUCAAGUCAAUGAAGAGUCUCAUCAACCUCUCUCCCCAGCAGCCGCCUAAUAAAUAUUCUCUAUUUUUCAUCUUGGAAGCUAUGCCGAAACUAAAAAACAAAGGGCCCAAAUCAGGCAAAGUGGAAGCAUCUGCGCCGCAGCCAUCAGUUCCUCCAUCAUGGCCAGCUUUCAAGCCUUCUCUACCGAUAGUUGACUUGUCCCCCGAACCACAUCCAUUGACUUCAAAGGUUGUUCUUAUACCUUCAUUUUUCCCGCGAUCGCUCUGCCGCGAUUAUGUCGCCUUUCUCAAAACCCUCCCUCUACAAACAACGCCAGGUCGUCCCAGGCGGGGCGAAGCAGUUCGUGUCAACGACCGGUUUCAGAUUGAUAGCUAUGACUUUGCUACUCGCUUAUGGGAACAAACUGGUUUGAAAGAGGUCUUGCUAGAUGGGGAUGUUAACGAGAAGUGGUAAGUUUUGCUUCGUUUCAAUCCGCCAUUUAUCUUGAACUGCAAUGGUCAUGAUGCCGUAGACAGCAUAAUUAAUGUUGCGUAGGGAUGGUGAGCCUGUUGGACUGAAUCCUAAUAUUCGCGUGUAUCGUUACUCGAAAGGCCAGUUUUUUG
Molecule: messenger RNA, 617 nt
Organism: Fusarium redolens
Lineage: Eukaryota; Fungi; Ascomycota; Sordariomycetes; Hypocreales; Nectriaceae
Exons: 1
Coding region: 4-468 (154 amino acids)
Source: RefSeq, a predicted model, not a curated record